AUGUGCCUGUUACCAGCUGUGCAGAACCGAAAACCCACAUGGUCACUACAUCAGUUGGCAGAACUCAAAGCUAUUCUCAUAGCUGCAGUCAAUAUUCCUCUGGCUUUUCAGGCCACUCCAUGGAGGUUGAUUUCUGGGAUCUUCGGAGUAACCUGCCUUGUGUUGAUGGCUACUUUGGGAAUUUUGUUGAAAAAUAGAUUUACUAAACAAAGUAUUCAGUCAACAUCAUCUCCAGGACCCACCAUUGAACCCCAGGAAGGUCCUGGCUGCUGUUCUUGCCAAGAAAAGUGGAUCGGUUACAAAUGCAACUGUUACUUCCUUUCCGAUGAAAGAAAAACUUGGGCAGAAAGUAGGGAUUUCUGUGCUUCUCAGAAUUCCAGUCUACUUCAGUUACAAAACAGAGAUGAACUGGAUUUUAUAAAUACCAGUAGAUUUUACUGGAUUGGACUCACUUACAGUGAAAACCGCCAUGCCUGGCUGUGGGAAGAUGGCUCUGCUUUCUCCCGAGAUCUAUUUGUAUUCCCUCAAAGGACAAAUACAAAGAACUGCAUAGCAUAUAACCCAAGCAAGAAUGUUGUAGAUGAGCCCUGUGAAGAAAAACAUCGUUAUAUCUGUAAACAGCGGCUUAUCUAG
Messenger RNA from Miniopterus natalensis, 633 nucleotides. Its product is annotated as natural killer cells antigen CD94-like. Gene Ontology annotation, biological process: stimulatory C-type lectin receptor signaling pathway; positive regulation of natural killer cell mediated cytotoxicity. Lineage: Eukaryota; Metazoa; Chordata; Mammalia; Chiroptera; Miniopteridae. The record is from RefSeq and is a predicted model, not a curated record.